Messenger RNA from Juglans regia (Persian walnut), 1352 nucleotides. RefSeq names its product B3 domain-containing protein At2g36080-like. Lineage: Eukaryota; Viridiplantae; Streptophyta; Magnoliopsida; Fagales; Juglandaceae. The record is from RefSeq and is a predicted model, not a curated record. Gene Ontology annotation, molecular function: DNA-binding transcription factor activity; DNA binding. Bases 229 to 1251 code for a protein of 340 amino acids. The transcript has 3 exons.
CUACUUCUCUCUCUCUCUCUCUCUCUCUCUCUCUCUCUCUCCUUGUCUUGUCUUUGCAGCUGCAUCAAAUAGUUCCCACAGUUUCCACAUCAAACCCAUAAGCAUCACGCCUCUCCAAGACAAACCACCCCCUCUCUCUCUCUCUCUCUCUCUCUCAAAAAUGUCUAUAAACCACUUGUCUACGGAUCUUCCAGAAACACUCUGGUGACUCAACAGCAACACCCGCUCAUGGAGCCAAUCCCAAAUCAUCCUCCAUCUUCUUCGAAAACCGACCCUUCUUGGAGCCCCGAACUCUAUCAGCAACAACGGGCCUGGCUUAACUUCCACAAUUUCCAAGAACCCACGUCCAUGUUCCGCCAUCCAAUUAAUACCCCCAUCGACUUCAACCUCAACCACGACGACAACGACGACGAUUUCGAUGACCAAAUCCCGGAAACCCCUGCCCACCAAAAAGCAAUCUUAGAGCAAGAAGAAGAACCACAACCAGCCGAUGAAUCCGAAAAAGAACCCAUGUUUGAAAAGCCAUUGACCCCUAGCGACGUCGGAAAGCUCAACCGCCUCGUCAUCCCGAAACAACACGCUGAAAGGUAUUUCCCACUCGGUGGCGACUCGGGCUUGUUGCUGAGCUUCGAGGACGAGUCCGGAAAGUACUGGCGCUUCCGGUACUCGUAUUGGAACAGUAGCCAGAGCUACGUACUGACAAAAGGGUGGAGCCGCUACGUGAAGGAGAAGCGCCUGGACGCAGGCGACGUCGUUUUGUUUGAACGACACCGGACUAAUGGCGAGCGUUUGUUUAUAGGGUGGAGGCGCCGAGUGGCCGCUGCGCACGAUAGUGGUGGUGACAAUGGGACGUUGAUGGCCGCACAGCACAGUAACAGUAGUGGAAGUGGGUCGGGGUGGACCAGAGUGUUCUAUUCUGCGCACCCUUAUCCUACGCAUCAUCAUCAUCCUCUCCCAUACCAACCUGACUGUCUUCAUGCAGGGUCCCCUAAUCAGAGCCAAACGACGCCGACGGGGAGCUCGAGGGUACUGAGGCUGUUCGGAGUGAACUUGGAGUGCCAGCCCGAGGAGUCCGAGCCAUGCACACCUGACGGCUCGUCUUCGUCGAGCCAGGGUCCAGCCUACCAGCAUCAUUUUUAUAAUCACCAUCAUCAACCAGCUGCUAAUUAUUCUCAUUCACAUCCUCACAGUACUCACAUGGAUAUCACUUUCUCCCAAGAUGUCAACCAGAUGAGAAAUCGCCGAGGAUAAAGAUCUGUGGAUGUGACGCUCUGGAGUUGGAUUGAUUUAUCUAACCUACUUGAAGGGUCCCAAGAAAAAAAAAAAAAAAAAAAGGAAAAAAAAAUUAUAUA